AUGUCGAAGAGCGUCAGCAUCCCACAGGCCCUCUCCGAGCUCCGGAAGGGCAGUACGCUACGCCGCAAGAGCACGACCAACAAGCGGAAAGUCCCAAAUGCAAAGCUGCCCCUCGCCGGAUUUGUAAUCUUCAUCGCGACGCGCAGCGGGCGGAUCUUAAUAUACGGCACUCCGGCCGAUCGAGCGAAUCUUUCCGUGGGGGAUGAAAUCAUUGGUGUAAAUGACUGGGUGCCGGAUGGGAAAACGCGCGAAGAAGUCGUUGAUCAUGUGCAGCAGUGCAUCAAAACGCGGACAAUCCAGUUGAGGGUUCGGCGUCGCAUCGACGAUACGAUAGAGACGGACCUGAAGCUCGGGCUGGCUAAGGUUACCGACGUUUUUCUGGUAUCUGUCGAACAGUCACAUAUCAAGGGAGUGCUGAAGGUUUUGGAAAAG
Messenger RNA from Mesorhabditis spiculigera, 432 nucleotides. Lineage: Eukaryota; Metazoa; Nematoda; Chromadorea; Rhabditida; Rhabditidae. The record is from the annotation of a GenBank genome assembly.